AUGCAACAGUCUUCCCACCAGGAUGCCGCUACGGACCCUACGGACCCUGGUCUACGUUCCACCCUUUCAAAUAUAGCAGCGCACCUCCGACCGUGGAAGGAUUACGCCCAGAAUCCAGCCUUCCUCGCCUCCUUUGCGUUGUCACUCCUCUACCUCACCGUCCUGGGCUUCGGUUCCCAGACGACCACAUACCUCCUCACACUCGACUUUACUAGUACUCACGUUUCGCUUAUGCGACUUGCCUCCGUCGUAAUCGAACUCUCAGCUACCGUCGCAGCCCCUUGGCUUACGAACAAAAUUGGUGCCGUACGAGCAGGACUCUGGUUUAUCAACGAGCAGCUCUUCUGCAUCGCCUUGGCUAUCGGGACUUUUGUCAUGAUGGACAACAAAGCAAUGCUAGCAGCCGGUGCUCUGGUUCUUGGAAUAUGUCUGUCCCGUCUCGGUCUAUGGGGAUUCGACCUUUCCGUACAAUUCCUGGUCCAAGAAGACGCGCCAAAGGCUACACGCGGAUCAUUCUCCGCUAUUGAGAUGUCACUACAAAAUCUCUUCGAAAUGCUUUCUUUUGCUACCACAAUGGUGUUUUACCGACCAAAGGACUUUAAGAUACCGAUUUUCAUCAGUGCGGGUGCGAUUAUGUCUAGUGCGGCGUGCUUCGCUGGCUUUGUAAGGAAGAAGAGAGGGCAUUUGCUGCACACGGAUAGGUGUGUUAGGAGGAUAUACAAGAGCAAGACGGGGAGAUAUCAGGUUCUACCAACCAUUGAGGAAGAGAUUGAGAUUGACGAGUAUACGAGCUAUGGAAGCAGACAUGAAGUGCGAUGAGAGGUAGAUAUCAAUUAAAUUGAAGAUUUCAUCCAAGAAACGA
This is a messenger RNA of Pyrenophora tritici-repentis Pt-1C-BFP, 862 nucleotides long. RefSeq lists its product as uncharacterized. The record is from RefSeq and is a predicted model, not a curated record. Gene Ontology annotation, biological process: iron ion transmembrane transport. Gene Ontology annotation, cellular component: membrane. Gene Ontology annotation, molecular function: iron ion transmembrane transporter activity. NCBI's taxonomy places the organism in Eukaryota, Fungi, Ascomycota, Dothideomycetes, Pleosporales, Pleosporaceae.